This is a messenger RNA of Fusarium verticillioides 7600, 1811 nucleotides long. RefSeq lists its product as hypothetical. The record is from RefSeq and is a predicted model, not a curated record. The coding region runs from base 459 to 1469 and encodes 336 amino acids. Lineage: Eukaryota; Fungi; Ascomycota; Sordariomycetes; Hypocreales; Nectriaceae. The transcript has a single exon.
GUGACUAGCCCAACAGAGCCCAAGCUUGCAGAACCAUGCCACGUUUACUGCUGCUAUUUUUAUCUCGUGUUAGCGGAGCGUGGCUGUGCGACCACUCAACGGCUCGUUCCAGACGUAAUUCGGCACGAGCCACAAAAAACGAAUGUCACGAUACCGUCAAUUAACCCUUGUAGCUCGUAGGUGUCGCCGAGUCUACCAUUAGGCUCUGCGCAAUACGAGCACGUCACAUCGCAACAGUUGCCGGAAUGUAAAUGGGGCUUUUUGUGUCUAAUUACAGUAGCCUUUCCCUCGUCCUUUCAAGGGGUUGCUCCCUUGAUCAUGUUAUUAUUGUCUCAGUAUAAUUUCAACUAAACGACCCCAUUCUUUUCUUUCUUCAUAUUUACUCUUUUAUCCUCUAGCUAGAACGUCACUAUUUGUUUUAUGAAUUUACGAUCGUGCUAGUAUAUACCACAAGCAAAAUGGUAAAGAGGUUCGAUGGCCUGGAGUUUUGGGAGCAACGGUGUAGAGCUCUCCAGCUGUCGCAAACGCCCGCUACCAACUCACCUACCGACAGCGAACCAUCCCUGUCGUUCGAGAGCCCAGAAAUACCCAGCGCCGAGCCAGCAUCACCGGCUCUGUCGUUAAUAAAAUGGCCGACGACUGCGAAGCCGUUCGAAAGCAUUGAUGAUUCCGAACCUGUUUUUAUUCAGACUGUUUCUGCGGUCCACAAUGUCCGCAACUCCAUGUCCUUUUCGCCCUCAUUGGACCAACAUAGCCAAUCUGCAUGCGUGCUACGGCCAAGCAGCUUUGAAGGGAAGGAGGAGUUCCUCACUGUUAUUAGCAGAGGCGGAUCAGACAUAAAACGCGACAGGAGCAUGGAUGAGAGGAAGUCACCGUCAGCUGGCUCAAAUAUUACACAACUCAGAAGAAGAUCACCACUACGACUCCAAACAACCAAUUUGUCCGCAAUGGCACAGCAUCAACAAAGAUACUCAAUGAUGCCAAAUCUUCCGGCACCAAGUACCAACAAUUCACCACUUUAUUGCAGACACACAUUGAGUGCGUCAGCAGAUUGCAACAAGUGCAUCACCCAACAAACAGACGAAGCAUUCGAAGCUCUCACAAACGCCCUAAACAACAAACACCAAGACGAAACAAAACGCCUAACAAUCAUCCGACCGACAAUAGACUACCGCAUGCCAUCGCUCAAGGCACCAAAACCAAUUCGACCAAAGAUGAUACGCAAGAAGACCCAGCAGUGGACAGAGACACAAGAAGACCUUGAUAGCUCCACAGCGAGCUCUUUGUCAAGUCCGAUGAGUCCAAUGAUGGCAAUCCAGAUCUCGUUGGAUGGGAAGGAGCUUGAUAAGUCUCAAAUUCCCCCGAUGGGAUGUAAUCUGGAUCAUGACCUGGACGACUUUUUGAAGUGGGAGGCACGGAAUGUAUGUGCCUAUGGAUAUGGGACAAAUGGAUAUACCUUUUCGACAUAGAUUAGGAAACGAUUUAAUGAUGGGAGGAUGAUACGCGGUUAAGUUGCUGGGCAUCCUAUGACUAGAAUAUUCCCUAAUAAUGCCCUCGUAAUUGAUACAUUCGGCUACUCAGAAGUAGGCGAGAUCAUUUCACAAGACUCCUCAUCUUAUCAGUGCACAUCACAUAAAGAGUUUCAUAUAUCUAUUAGCGUUUGUAAGAAAUUAUACUCAGCUCCAGAUUUCAUCAAUGAUCAUAACGUUACCCUAUUAAUGUACGGCGGAGGAUGGACUAGUUGGAUAGAAUUGAAGACCCAUUAUGUCGGCUAUAAUAUACAAACUGGGCAUAACCCCAAUGAUUCCAUC